This is a messenger RNA of Haemonchus placei, 1551 nucleotides long. The record is from the annotation of a GenBank genome assembly. Lineage: Eukaryota; Metazoa; Nematoda; Chromadorea; Rhabditida; Trichostrongylidae.
AUGCGUGUAGUCCAGCUUUUGUCUGGAAAACAGAAUUUCCAGAGAAAAGAAUUUUUUUGGAACGGCAGAAGAUUGCAGUUACUCUUCAACAACCCGAUAGAUACAAUACAUAUAGUUCUUCUUCACGCUCUCGACCAUUCAUCAAAUCAUGCAUAUGAAGUUAGGAGAAAACAGCCUUAUUCCAGUACACCAGUUGUGCUCCGUUCCAUAAGCUAUACAUGCAGAGAGGACCUGUUGACUCCGUACUUUGCAUUUCAGCUAAUGGAUCUUCACGAGCAAAUCAGAUACAAAUUCAACUUUGGCCGUAACACGUCCGUCACGAUCGAAACGGAUUCACUGGGGAAUGAGAUAGCGUCGUGGAUUGAGGACGACGAGGAAAUGGAGAAGCUAUGGUCGAGCGCAAGAACUAAUAGCAGCGCCUUCGAGCAGUAUGAUGAUCCGGAUGCUCCACUAAGUAUUCUCACUUGUUCAUUGAGAGCGACCGUUCAGAUUGCAAACGACAACCAACAUCCAUCAACUGUGAUGCUGAAGAAGCAGGUGGUGCUGAUCAGCGACUACAUUCCGGUCAACGUCACCCAAUUCAUGAACAAUAUGAACGGUGUAAGCUUGAUGGAAACGAUUUCAUCACGGCAAACGUCCGAAAAAACUUCCAAAAAUCCCUGGAUUUCGGUUUCUUUUGUUUCAGAGUUCCCAAAAGCAGUGUAUCAGGGUAAGCCCAUCGAUCGCGAGAAAUUAUUCAUGAUGGGUUUUGAUGGUGGUACUGUCAUGGAUAUUGUGAAAAACUCUGCCACAGGCGAUUUGUGUACUGUUCCCGAAAACAAAAUGCUUAGCGAUCUUCUGGUGAUAACAUUUGCUCACAAUGGUUCUGUGCAUGAUCUGGAAGUCCCAUAUUUUGGAAAUCGAACAGCUGGCUUCGCCCAGCACUGCGUCGAGUAUAUUGCCGAGAAAUGUGGUGGGAACGGUUGUGAUGAUGCCGUCACUGAAGUCCUCGACGCUUUUACCGAUAGCCUCCAAGAAAACCGGUCAUUCCUCUCUCUUCUCAUAACUAACACCACUUGCGCAGCUCAGAGACUAGCAAAUUUCAGUGGAGUGAGGUUGAUCUCUUCUCAUGACCUGAAGAAGGUGUACGACGUGUUAAUAUUUCCACUAGUCGAGCACGGCUAUGUGAAUUCGACGUCGGAUACGCAAAUUGUGCUCAACAAUGCUUAUUACUUAGUUAACUAUUCUACUUCAUGCGUAUCUGAAAUGGCCCUUGUUCCCCUCAACGAGGCGAGGCCCUACCAUCGUCCGAAAUACUUUUAUAUCGCAAUGGACGACAUGAUGUGGAUUACCUUCUGUGCGGCUAUUAGCGUCAGUGUAUGUGGAGUCAUUAUUUAUCAGCACGUGAAACGCCAACACAAGAAGCAAAUGGAAAUUCUCACCGAGUUGAUGCUUCAGCCCAGAGUCUUCAAAGCAUCCACUAAUGAUCGUACACUCGAGCGUAAGAGAAACAUCGGUUUGACAGCCAAAUUGCCUUCUUCAGUUCAAGGCCAAUUUUCCUACAGUCUUUAA